AUGUCUGUGAUGGGUGAACCGAGCUACGCCGGCUGGGCCGCCCAGCGAGCCUCCGGCUUCGGCGGUAACAUGACCGUUGUGGACAAGGUAUUGCCGGAUAUGUUACACAUGGUAGACGCUUAUUGGUACCAAUUUGCCCCGAUGAACCCACUAUGGCACGGCAUUUUGGGCUUCAUGAUCGGAGUUUUGGGCUUCGUCUCCAUUAUCGGAAAUGGAAUGGUGAUGUACAUCUUCUUGGGAACGAAGGCACUGAGGACGCCUUCGAAUUUGUUGGUUGUAAAUUUGGCUUUCUCGGACUUUCUUAUGAUGUCUACUAUGGCUCCUCCUAUGGUUAUUAACUGCUACUAUGAAACAUGGGUUUUGGGUCCGUUCUUUUGUGAACUGUAUGGAAUGUUUGGUUCACUAUUCGGCUGUGGAUCAAUCUGGACAAUGGUCUUCAUCGCUCUGGACAGAUACAAUGUUAUCGUUAAAGGUUUAAGUGCUCAUCCUCUCACAAAGAAGACAGCGAUGCUGAGAAUUUUGCUGAUUUGGGCUAUGUCAGUCGGUUGGACUAUCGCGCCCCUAUUCGGCUGGAACAGAUACGUCCCGGAGGGCAACAUGACCGCCUGUGGAACCGAUUACCUCAACCAGGAUCCUCUCAGCAAAUCCUAUCUCUUCGUCUACGGUUUCUUCGUUUACUUCGUGCCUCUCUUCACCAUUAUCUACUCCUACUUUUUCAUUGUACAGGCAGUGGCUGCUCAUGAAAAAUCCAUGCGAGACCAAGCUAAGAAAAUGAACGUCGCAUCAUUGAGGUCCUCCGACGCUGCCCAAACCAGCGCCGAAUGCAAACUGGCCAAGAUCGCCCUCAUGACCAUCACCUUGUGGUUCAUGGCGUGGACACCUUACUUGGUCACGAACUUCUCCGGCAUAAUGGGCAACGCUAAACUCAGCCCGCUAUCCACCAUCUGGUGCUCGCUCUUCGCGAAGGCUAACGCUGUUUACAAUCCGAUCGUAUACGGCAUUAGCCAUCCGAAAUACAGGCAAGCUCUGGAGAGGAAAUUCCCGUCUUUGGUUUGCGGAUCGGAACCGGACGACACCGUUUCCACGGCUACUGGGGCUUCCAAUGUCGCGGAAAAGGCUGAAGCCUAA
This is a messenger RNA of Phyllotreta striolata, 1128 nucleotides long. Lineage: Eukaryota; Metazoa; Arthropoda; Insecta; Coleoptera; Chrysomelidae. The record is from the annotation of a GenBank genome assembly.